AUGCUGCCACAGCUUCCACCUUUCCCAACUUUCGAAGAAGUUGAAGAUUUCCUCAUUCAAUUGGAGCGAUAUGUUCCAUACCCAUCCGAUGUCGCCCAAGUCGUCCAACAGAUCUACAGAGAUCUAAUGCGGUUCGGGCCUCCCGAGUUUCCUCAAAUGCCAGCCUUUGAAAGGAUUGUGCAAGUUCCUGCUCCUCCAUCACCGCCUCCACCAAAGACCACGGUGGAGAAAUUUGGUAACUGGGUGACAGAGAAUAAAUGGAUCUUGAUUCUCGCAUCAUUAUUAGCCGCGGGAGGGGCUGGAUACUGUGCAUAUAAUCUCCACAAUAACAGGAACAGACUUGCAGAGCGAAGGCGCAACUUGAGGAAUCCGGCUUCAUCCAAGAAAGCAUCGGAGCCACAGCGUGAUGUAGUUAUUAUACUCGGCGUUGACGCGGUUGAUUACGGAAUGACCAUCGUUAAAUAUUUUGUGGAUAAUGGGUUUAUCGUGAUUGGUUCUACAUUGUCCACAGAGGCAGCAGAUGAAAUUGAAAAGAUUGGGAAAGGAUAUGCGCGCGCUCUAGUGCUAGAUGCUGAAGAGCCUGGCUCAAUUCCUCAUUUCUUGAGGUCCCUGAGCUCAACAUUAUCCCUCCGCUUCCCCACUACCGCACAUGGCGACCCAUAUGCAUCAACUACGUCUGGUGGAAACCUUCCUCAAGUUGUCUCUUUAAUUUCCCUCCUAUCUUUGGCUCCAUCAGAUCAUCUUCCCUUUAGCGAUUUCGCAUCACCGAUUCUCCUUCAUGAAACCCUAAACCAUCAAAUCACACUGCGAGCCAUGACACCACUUUCCAUAAUUCAAGCCACAUUUCCUCACUUUAAGCACCGCAAAGCGCUGGGCAGCCCAUCCUCUCCGCAGAGCAUCUCAAAGGGUGCAAGUAUCAUCAUGUGUGUCCCUGCCAUUGCGCGUGUUGGCGUGCUUGGCUCUUCAGGGCUAGCCAUGGCUAGCGAAGCCGCAGUGCGAGGGUUUGAAGUCCUACGAAGAGAAGCAGCCGUUGAUCCCACUCUGAACGAUGUAAGGAAGUUGAGAUUCAUUACUGUUGAUGUUGGGGAGAUUGGUGAUGCUACGUCUGUGAUUGGCGUAAAGCGAAGGCCAACUGAUGUGGGCAUUAUGUCGGACACUUUAUUGGGGAUUGUGAACGAGAAGCGAUCUGGGUGGUCAUUGGAGUGGAUUCGCGGCCUGUGGCUUGGGAACAGGAGGCGGGUCGGCGCUGGGGCGCUUACGUAUACCAUGGCGUCUCUUCUUCCUGGUUUCAUCCUUGAUUUUAUGCUCACACUUCCAUAUCGGCUCGAGGAAUUGCGACUUUCACUACAGGAAGCACGACAGCUGGAAUCGGUACCUCCUCUUGAACCUGAUAUAACCAAACUUCCACCGCAAGCGACCGCUGCCGUGGCCGAGAAGACGGUCGAGGUAGCGCGUGAAGAGAUUAUGGAUGAGUAUGUUCCCACGAAGGCGGCGUCCGAAACUGAUACGGGGAGUGUGAGUAGCGGAGAAACUCGGGAGAAUGUGAGCCAGACGGGUUCGAUUGCUGAGAGCUGGGUCAUGCAUGAUGCCAAUGAUGAUCUCGCCUCACCUCCCAACGAGGGAGCAUGA
Messenger RNA from Cantharellus anzutake, 1629 nucleotides. RefSeq lists its product as uncharacterized. The coding region runs from base 1 to 1629 and encodes 542 amino acids. Lineage: Eukaryota; Fungi; Basidiomycota; Agaricomycetes; Cantharellales; Hydnaceae. The transcript is spliced from 6 exons. The record is from RefSeq and is a predicted model, not a curated record.